GUAUCUUGCAUCUCACAGCCUCACAGCCACAGCCACUUGCUAGCUAGCGCCUGAGUGUAUCUCACAGUAUCGGUGCCGUACGCUCAUUGUUCCCCCCUCCUCUUCUCUUGGCUCUUGCAUCCGCUGUCUGUGUCUUCACAUCAGUUGGCCGCCCGGACUCAUCUCCUCCGGCUCCGGUCUCGAUCCAUUUCAUCAGUGUCGGCGACGUCGUCCUACGCCGCUAGUCCGUCUGCGGUGAGUUUGGUUCUGUGACCAGCAGCUCAUCAAAAGAGGUUAGGUCUGCACCGCCGCCGUCCUCGCCAGAGAAGAAGAAGAAAAAGGAACACACGCACGUACUUUAUUCAGGAGAUAUGGUGAAUACGACAGCGGGCGUGAACAAGGUCGCGGCCCAGGGUGGGGGUCUGCGGCUGGCGUCGCUGAACCACAUCUCGGUGGUGUGCCGGUCGCUGGAGAGCUCGCUGGCGUUCUACUGCGACGUCCUCGGCUUCUUCCCCAUCCGCCGCCCGGGAUCCUUCGACUUCGACGGCGCAUGGCUAUUCAACUUCGGGAUCGGCGUGCAUCUGCUGCAGGCCGAGGACCCAGAGGGCAUGCCGCCCAUGAAGACAGAGAUCGACCCCAAGGACAACCACAUCUCCUUCACGUGCGAGAGCUUGGAGGUGGUGCAAUGGCAGCUCAAGGAGAUGGGCAUCCGGUAUGUGCAACGGCGGGUGGAGGAGGGUGGUAUCCACGUUGACCAACUCUUCUUCCAUGACCCCGAUGGUUUCAUGAUUGAGGUCUGCACCUGCGACAACCUCCCCAUCAUCCCACUCGUGCCUGGGCCGCCAUGCAAGAGAGCGGUGCCGGAUCUGCCACCGGCGAAAUCAGUCGGCGGAGGCGGAUGGGUCGUCGAGGCUGUGGACGUCCCGGCUGCUGCUUCCAUGAUGAUGACAUGCCCAGAGCAAGCUUGCAUGCAGGUCUAGAAGCUCGGUGUUUGUUUGUUGAUGUUUUGCGGAAUGUGAUUACUUAUAUAUUUCUUGUCCAGUACGUGAGAUUCGGGAAGAUAGUUAGAGACAAGAUAUAUUGUAUAAUAUCUGCAUAAACAUAUUGAAUAAGAUAAAAAUAGGUUUUGUUAACUUUUGGUCGACUAAGAAUUAACUGAAUUAUUA
Messenger RNA from Lolium rigidum, 1145 nucleotides. Its product is annotated as glyoxylase I 4-like. The transcript is spliced from 3 exons. The coding region runs from base 351 to 959 and encodes 202 amino acids. NCBI's taxonomy places the organism in Eukaryota, Viridiplantae, Streptophyta, Magnoliopsida, Poales, Poaceae. The record is from RefSeq and is a predicted model, not a curated record.